AAGCGUCAUUAAAUCCAAGAUUUUACGAAAUGAAAUUCUUUUACAGAGGUUCACAGAUUGGAGUCUUCAGGAUAUAGAAUCUCGUGUCACUCAACUGUGUCUUCCCUAUGUUCAAAUCGCAUCAUUACUCCAGCAUCAUCUGUACAAUGAAAACUUACCGGAAAUACAGAAUACUGAUCUGGAGUUUUCCUCGUUGUGCUCCUAUUUGGGGCUCUUUUCAUCUAGUCCAUCAUCCAGUGUCCAGUGUUUAAACUGGGCUACUCCAGAACCUUUGGUUCUCAUUAGGACCUGGUGUCAAGAAUACAUUAACUUUGUAAACAAAUCUGUCAUUGCUGCAAGGAAUUUGCUGGACCAGCCUCUUAUCUGGCAUCAACCUGCUGUCCUUCAGCUUCCUCACGAGUACUCCAGGAUCUUCCAGUUCUACCACCAGAGGGCUUGUUCUGUUUGUCACAGUGUCCCUAAAGACCCUUCUUUAUGUCUAGUGUGUGGAAGUUUAGUGUGUCUGAGAGGAAACUGCUGCCAGAAACAGUCUCUUUGUGAAGCUAGCAGUCAUUCUAUCAGUUGUGGGGCAGGGACAGCUAUGUACCUGGCAGUUAGCUCCUCACUGAUCAUCGUCAUUAGAGGAAAAAGAGCGUGUUUGUGGGGUUCCGUGUACCUUGAUAGCUAUGGGGAAGAAGACCGAGACCUAAAACGAGGAAAACCAUUGUUCUUAAGUCAGGAAAGGUAUAACUUGCUUCAGAAACAGUGGCUUGGGCAUCGUUUUGACCACACCAACAAGCGAUGGGUUUGGCACAAAGACAACCUUUGAUGUCAUCUGUGUUAUAAAUCUUAUAUCAUUGGGUAUAGUUAAGCUCUCGGUGAAAGGACAUCUAACAUGGAAGUGCAGAUAAAUAAAAGUGAGGCUUGGGGAUGAUGACGUAGAAAUUAUUUCAGUUGAGAGGGUGCCUUUCCCAGUUUUUAAAAUGUUUUUAUUUAUAAGUUUUGCUUCUGUAUAUAAAAAGAUUUUGUUAUGAUGAUGUAACAUAUCCUUCAAAAUUUUAAUAUUAACAGGUGACAAAUAUAUAAAUAAAUGAAACUAAGCCUGAAAAAAAAUGGCUGAUUGUAGCACGAAAUGAGAAGUUUUGAGAUAUUUCCGGGACUUCUAUGUAAAGAACUAGAAUUUGUACAGAGACAAAGUUAACUAUUAUAGAAAAUAUUAAAAAAGAUGGCAACAACUAUUAGAAACAAAAGGCAGGCAUUAACGUAACAUUCUUUUCUGUUUCUCAUUGAAUUAAAGAAAAAGAAACAGGUUAAACUAAAUUAUCCAUUUAUUGUGAAUUGUAAAGUAUGUAUUGAUAUAGUCAAAAAACACAAAGAUUCUCAAGCACCAGUUGGUUGAUUUCGAAUUGUCUUUCUACGGUUUAUUCCUUUUUAAGUAAUGAUCUGAAAAUAAUGAUUCCCGAGAUACUUACAAUUAGAUGGCAGAUCAGAUAAAUUAUGUAAACAGUCACAUCCAUCAUUUCUAAUAAUUAUAGUUCUCUUUAUUUUUCUUUCAAAUAAGGCAUUGAAUUCUCUCUUCAACCAAAGCUAUCCCCAAGUCAUUUUACCAUGUUAGUUUUUGUUUUUUUUCUAUCUCUCUCUCUCUCUUUGAUUAUAGCUAUCCCCUUGUUUUAUUUCUUUCUUUACCUCUUUGAUCAUAGCUAUCCUUGUGUCCUGUUCGUUAUGGGAAUGUUUUAUUUUGAUAUGUUUUUUUACAUACAGUUUUAUAUUGGUUUAAAAAAAUGUAUUCACAUCUACAUUAUUAUAUAUAUUGUUAAAACAAGUAUUAUUUAAAUUUCUUGCACCAUCACACAGGAAAAACAAUUGUAAUUACAGUAACAGGUGUGUGUGUGUGUGUGCAUUCUCAGUUUAGGGUAUGUUCGUUUUAUUUGAAUUCACAAAUGAAAUUAGAAACUCGUUUUUGUUUUGUUUGUUUUUCAAGAUCCAUAUUAAUGUAGCAAGAAUAAAUAUUUAACGUUAAAAACCUUCUUUGUUUUCAGUCUGAAAUGUUGUUCACGAGACUUUAUAUGUGAAAUUCUGACAUCUUACUGUAACGAUAUUAGCAAAAAAAAAACAUUGUUAUGCUAUUAGUUGAUUAGUAGUGUCAACACUGUUUUUUAUCGAGGUUGCAUACAUAGUACACUUUGUCUUUAACAACUUGUAUUGUUCUCUGAAGAAGAAAUAUAACUUUUUUGAUUGGAAGAAUGUUUUUCAAAAAAUGAGAAACGCUUGAGGUUUUUAUUCUUAUUAAAAAACUGUUUUCAUCUUUGACUGCUUCAGCUGCAUUGACAAUAUAACGGUUUCUUUUGAGCGAGUUACUUUGUACUUUAUUUCAUGAGCUCUUUAUUCUUCAAGUUUUAGUGCAUUUAACAAAAAAACAAGAAUCAUUUGCUUAAAGUUUCUUAUCUAAAGUUCAGGAGUGUUCCUUUUGUGUACAGACUCGGAACUUUUGAAAUGAUAGUGAUUUAGUAAUGUUAUGUCGUGUAUGAAUGUUUUGAAAAAAUGUAAAAACUAACACUACGCAGCUCGGUUACUGACGAGUUUUAAGGAUUUUGCUUAGUAAUAUAGAAUAAAGAAAUUGAAAAUACA
Messenger RNA from Limulus polyphemus (Atlantic horseshoe crab), 2607 nucleotides. RefSeq names its product E3 ubiquitin-protein ligase UBR3-like. Gene Ontology annotation, biological process: protein ubiquitination; ubiquitin-dependent protein catabolic process via the N-end rule pathway. The record is from RefSeq and is a predicted model, not a curated record. The transcript is spliced from 5 exons. Gene Ontology annotation, molecular function: ubiquitin protein ligase activity. Gene Ontology annotation, cellular component: cytoplasm; ubiquitin ligase complex. The annotation marks the transcript as partial. NCBI's taxonomy places the organism in Eukaryota, Metazoa, Arthropoda, Merostomata, Xiphosura, Limulidae.